Molecule: messenger RNA, 3378 nt
Organism: Pezoporus occidentalis (night parrot)
Lineage: Eukaryota; Metazoa; Chordata; Aves; Psittaciformes; Psittacidae
Gene: SLC7A4
Product: solute carrier family 7 member 4
Exons: 4
Coding region: 65-2023 (652 amino acids)
Biological process (GO): amino acid transport; transmembrane transport
Cellular component (GO): plasma membrane
Molecular function (GO): amino acid transmembrane transporter activity
Source: RefSeq, a predicted model, not a curated record
CCGUCCUGCUCCUCUGCCAGGUCUCCAGGCAGGGUCUGGCCGAGGGCCCGCCACUGCCUCCAGGAUGGCGCGAUGGCUGCCCCGCUCCACCGACCUGACCCGCUUCUGCCAGAAACUCAACCGGGUGAAGACCCUGGAGGAUGACAUGAUGGAGACAUCCUUCAACAGAUGCCUUUCCACCAUUGACCUGACGCUGCUGGGCAUUGGGGGCAUGGUGGGCUCCGGGCUGUACGUCCUCACAGGCACCGUGGCCAAGGAGAUGGCUGGCCCUGCCGUCAUCGUCUCCUUCAUCAUUGCGGGCUUUGCCUCACUCCUGGCUGCUCUGUGCUAUGCUGAGUUUGGAGCCCGUGUUCCCAAGACAGGCUCUGCCUACAUGUUCACCUACGUGUCCGUGGGGGAGAUCUGGGCCUUCCUCAUCGGCUGGAACGUGCUGCUGGAGUACAUGAUCGGGGGAGCCGCAGUGGCCAGGGCCUGGAGCGGUUACCUCGACUCCAUCUUCAACCACAAGAUAAAGAACUUCACCGAGACCCAUGUGGGCACCUGGCACGUGCCAUUCCUCGCUCACUACCCUGACUUUCUGGCAGCUGCAAUCCUGCUGGUUGCCACCACCUUCAUCUCCUUCGGGGCCAAAGUGUCCUCCUGGCUCAACCAUGUGUUCUCGGCCAUCAGCAUGGGUGUCAUCCUCUUCAUCCUCAUUAUGGGCUUCAUCCUCGCGCAGCCCAAGAACUGGAGUGCCCAGGAGGGUGGCUUUGCCCCAUACGGGCUGUCGGGCAUCAUGGCCGGCACAGCCACCUGCUUCUACGCCUUCGUGGGCUUCGAUGUCAUUGCGGCCUCCAGCGAAGAGGCCAGGAACCCUCAGAGAGCUGUCCCCAGGGCCAUUGCUUUCUCCUUGGGGCUGGCCACCGGUGCCUACAUCCUGGUGUCGGUGGUGCUGACGCUGAUGGUGCCCUGGCACACGCUGGACCCGGACUCUGCCCUGGCAGAUGCGUUCUACAGGAGGGGUUAUGCCUGGGCAGGGUUCCUGGUGGCUGCUGGCUCCAUCUGUGCAAUGAACACGGUCCUGUUGAGCAACCUCUUCUCCCUGCCACGCAUUGUCUACGCCAUGGCCGAGGAUGGGCUCUUCUUCCGCGUCUUCUCCCGCGUGCAUCCCCGCACACAGGUGCCCGUUGUUGGCAUCGUGGUCUUCGGGUUGCUCAUGGCACUGCUGGCCCUUGUCUUUGACCUGGAGGCCCUGGUGCAGUUCCUGUCCAUCGGUACGCUGCUGGCCUACACCUUUGUGGCUGCCAGCAUCAUUGUCCUGCGCUUCCAGCAGCAGAAGGGGGAUGUCCGUGCGCCAGCGGCUGGUGGCCGGCCCAGCCCCGAGCCCCACGAGGGCCCAUCUGCCGGUGAGCUGAAGGAGUACGAGUCCUUCUCCGACAAGCUCCAGCUGGUGGACAGGGACAAGAGCAAAGAGCACCGGGAGCCAGGGCAGCUGAAAGCAACUUUUGAGCCCUACCUGGAGUUCCUUAGCGACUUCUACCCAGGGGAGGUGGUCACGGUGGCUGUGGUGACCUUGAUGGUGUCAGCCAUCUGCCUAUGCUCCAUCCUGGUGUUUGGCAGCACCCACCUCCACCUGCCCACCUGGAGCUACUCCCUGCUGCUGGUCCUCUUCAGCCUGGGCUUCCUGCUCAGCCUCCUGCUCAUCUGGGCGCACGAGCAGCAGCACGGCACACAGACCUUCCAGAUCCCCCUCGUGCCCCUGUCUCCAGCGCUGAGCAUCCUCCUCAACAUCUAUUUGAUGCUGAAGCUCAGCUACAUGACGUGGCUCCGCUUUGCCAUCUGGCUGCUCCUCGGGCUGCUCGUGUACUUCGGUUACGGCAUCUGGCACAGCAAGGAGAACCUGCGGGAGCCGCGGGAGCAGCGCCUCAGCGCCCGCUACGUGGUGUUCCCCAGCGGCAGCCUGGAGGAGAGGGUCCAGCCCGUGCAGCCCAGCGCCCAGCCCGCCAGCCUGCCCGACACCGACACCGCCGACGGCAAGAGAUGACCCCCCCGGGGCACGGGGGCACCGGGCUGCGGGAGCACCUGAGCCCCUCCCCAUGGCAGGGCCAGAGACCCCCCCUCCUCCUCCUGGUCCCUUCGAUAGUGGAGCUGCCAGGUCUGCCCUGGGCACGUGGCUCCAUGUGAUGAGGAUGCUCACCCUUCCUGUUCCCCUCAGAGUGUGUGUGUGUGUGGCUGGCUCCCUCCCUGCCCAUCCCCAGCGCCCAGUGCCUGCCCUACUCACAAGGAGCUGCAUCCUCACCACCUUUCCCUGAGCAAACCCAGGCACUGUGCAACAGAUCUCCUUGUUGCCAGCCCAUCCACACAGCCAGGGAUGCUGAGGACCCCUGGGGAUUGGGACAGGCACCCCACUACUGCCCAUCCUGGGUCUCAUCCUGGCUGCAGCCCUGCAGACCCCUCUACCUGAUGCUGUGCCGCCUGGGGAGGGAGACGGGACAAACAUGCUUCCCUGUUGGCAUUCCCACUGUCCCCAUCCCCAGGGCCACAUUCCUGAAUGUCUAGAGCUGAGGAGGCUGAGGAGCAUAUGGGGACAUGGGAUGGAGAAGGAACAUGGCUGGAGUGACUGGCUGGGCAGGGACCCUCCAGCAGAAUCCCAACUUCACCUUCCCAGCUGGCAUCAGCCAUGCCCAGCUGGAGGGUGAUGCCAGGGCCAGGCUCCUGCCCCAGCCCUGGGUGUAGGUGCUCAGGACCCUGGGUUUGUUGUCUUGUCCCCAGAGGUCCCCAGCAGUGCCCUGGGUUGGGCUCCCUCUUUCCCCUGCACCCCAAUAGCACAGCCUGCCCUGCCCUGCUGUGGGGGGCUCAGCUCCCUGUAAUGCCCCCUCCAUGCUCUCUGUGAGUUGGGACGGGCUCUGUGGGUGCUUUUUGUUGUUGCCCCACCCUGGCUGCCAUGGUGUCGUGGGAUGGCCUAUGGGGUGACGCUCUGUGGCCACCCCAGGCUCCUUGCCUAUGGGCAGACUCAAGUGGAAGAGUUGGGGUUCAGCCAGCACAAUUUGGAAGGAGGAAACAACCCAUCGAGCAGGAGAUUGCUGAUUGCCAGGUCCUGCAGCAGGGACACCAUGCUCCCUGUCACUGCAUCCUGCGAGGAGCCAGGCACCACGGGUAAGCUGGUCCCAUUGCUUCUUGCUGGCCAGUCCCUGGGCAGGCUGGGGGUCUCUAUAGGAUACACCAGCUCCCUGGUGAACCCUCUGCUGCCAGUGCUGCUCCGUGUCCUGCCUCAUCCUCGUGCUGCUGCUGCAAUGGAGCAGCGUCUCUCUGCUGUGCCAUGGCCCUGCUUGGCACCUCUGUGUAGUGGCUUGUGAGCAACGGGCUGCCUGGUCACCCUCAUAAAUGCUGGUUCUCUGA